Pseudocercospora fijiensis CIRAD86 is the source of this 1222-nucleotide messenger RNA. RefSeq lists its product as uncharacterized. Lineage: Eukaryota; Fungi; Ascomycota; Dothideomycetes; Mycosphaerellales; Mycosphaerellaceae. Bases 1 to 711 code for a protein of 236 amino acids. Gene Ontology annotation, biological process: regulation of DNA-templated transcription. The transcript is spliced from 3 exons. The record is from RefSeq and is a predicted model, not a curated record. Gene Ontology annotation, molecular function: DNA-binding transcription factor activity, RNA polymerase II-specific; zinc ion binding.
AUGCCACCAAGCCAGCAAGGCUCCAGUCAUCCUGAAUGUCCGGUAGCAGGCCGCUGCUGGCAGCACGCACGUCGUCAGGCGAAGCCUCCAAGGAUGGUGUGCGACGGCCUCAGGCCUGCCUGCUCACGCUGCCAAAACCUCAGAACUGAAUGCCAGUACGAGGCUGAGGAGGGCGAGAGUCGCUGGUCAGCAUUACGACGCCGCAAUCAGGUGCUCGAACAAGAGCGCGACCAGGUACGAGAGCUUCUGGCCUUCGUGCAAGCUAGGCCCGAGCCCGAAGCACAGGACAUCUUUCAACGCAUCCGGACGAGCAACUACGACGAUGUGUUUGCCCUACUCCGCCAGAUCAAGGAAGGCGUCAUUGGAUUGCCACCACAUCAAGCCAUGGGUCCUCUUCCACCGCCUGCCACGACAGGAGUCGAUCGCCUUCCGCCUAUACAGACCAUACUAGACGUCCCCACUCGCGGCAUGACCCCAAAUCACCUCAGCCACAGCCACUCUUUGAGCUCAGAGGAUAGCGGACGAGCUUCAUCCAUCCCGGAAAUCCCAAAUGCCCAAAUCCCACUAUAUCAUGCCAUCGAACCAAGCCUACGUGGGCAUCAACACCCUACGCCUUUCAGUGCACAUUUGCCAUCCUUAAGCUCUGAGGAAAGUACCGGUUCCGUCGGAUCAACCUCGCUGGAUCCUUCCAAGCCGUAUCAAACGCCAUGAAGGCUGAGAGCGGGCUUUCCAAUAGGCCGACCUAUUCAGGCAGUCAUUCGAGCUGAUGCCGUUACUACACACCUCAACAAAGACCACAAUACGGCGCUGUGCGGCACGAUAUUCGGAAAAAAGGCUUUGACGGCAUUUCCCAUGACACUGGCACUGUGGCGCAUGGGCUUCUAGUUUUGGGCUUGUCAGGUUCUAAAUUGCGCUCCAAACCACGGAUUGGAACCGAGCGAUCGGUCCUCACCCCGCGUGUCUAGCUUGAUGAGCAAAGUUCUGAACAUCAUACCCCUUUGUAAGUAGUAUCAUGAUGUAAUCAGUAUCAUGAGAUGGUGGGGAAGGAAGCAGCUAGGAGUGUGCGACCACUUGGAAUUCACGCAGAGGGGUGCGGCGGGAGCGUUUCAGCGUGCAGUGGGCGAGACAUAUUGCAUUUUCAGAUCGACAGAAUUGCCGCCACCAAGCGUGCUGUUGCAUUUUAGCAUUCGUUGAAAAAAGCACAAAGAAAGUCCAGAACAAG